GCAUGGAAAUGGGCAUAACAGAUGGUUUGAUAAAUCAUUCACAUUAUGUAUUGGAAGCAAUGGACGGGUUGGAUUUAAUGCUGAGCACACAUGGGCUGAUGCUCCGAUCAUGGGACAUCUUUGGGAGUGCAUCAUCGGAGAUGAGUUGGUUGAAGGAUAUGAUGCAAAUGGUAACACAAAAGGUGAAAUUGGUUUUGAGCCACCAACUCCAGUUCGUCUUCAAUGGGAUCUGAAAAGUGACGAGUGUCAAAAAACAAUAGAAGCAUCAUAUUUGGCAGCCCAGAGCCUAUUGAAUGAUGUGGAUUUAAGGAUAUAUGUCCACGAUAAUUAUGGAAAAGGUUUUAUGAAGACCUGUAGGGUUUCACCGGAUGCCUACAUCCAGAUGGCUUUACAGUUAGCUUAUUAUAGAGAUUUUGGUAAAUUCAGUCUGACGUACGAGGCUUCUAUGACCAGAUUAUACAGAGAGGGAAGAACUGAAACUGUGAGACCUUGUACUAUAGAAUCCGCCGCGUGGGUUAAAUCUAUGGAAGACGCAACUAAAACUACUGAAGAAAGAGUUAAACUCCUCUAUGCAGCUUGCAAGCAGCACCAACUUGGUUACCAAGAUGCUAUGUGCGGAAAAGGUAUAGAUCGACAUCUUUUCUGUCUGUAUGUAGUUUCAAAAUACCUAGAAGUAGAUUCACCCUUCCUGAAAGAAGUUUUGAGUGAGCCUUGGCGUUUGUCAACUUCACAAACACCGCAUGGACAGACAAACAAAAUGGAUUUAAAGAAAUAUCCAAAUUGUAUUAGUGCAGGCGGUGGUUUUGGGCCAGUUGCUGAUGAUGGGUAUGGAGUUUCAUAUAUAAUCGCAGGGGAGGAUUUGAUAUUUUUCCAUAUCAGUAGUAAAAAUAGUUCACCUCAAACGAAUUCAAACAAGUUUGCACAACAAAUUGAGAAAGCUUUGGCUGAUAUGAGAAUAUUGUUCACGGACUUCAAAAAGUCUGCGAAAAAAGCGUAAAAAUUUAAUGCUGAGACGU
Ctenocephalides felis (cat flea) is the source of this 1016-nucleotide messenger RNA. RefSeq names its product carnitine O-palmitoyltransferase 1, liver isoform-like. Gene Ontology annotation, cellular component: mitochondrion. Gene Ontology annotation, molecular function: carnitine O-palmitoyltransferase activity. The coding region runs from base 110 to 997 and encodes 295 amino acids. Gene Ontology annotation, biological process: fatty acid metabolic process; carnitine metabolic process. Lineage: Eukaryota; Metazoa; Arthropoda; Insecta; Siphonaptera; Pulicidae. The record is from RefSeq and is a predicted model, not a curated record. The transcript is spliced from 7 exons.